Messenger RNA from Aspergillus melleus, 1404 nucleotides. RefSeq lists its product as uncharacterized. Lineage: Eukaryota; Fungi; Ascomycota; Eurotiomycetes; Eurotiales; Aspergillaceae. The record is from RefSeq and is a predicted model, not a curated record. Bases 372 to 1325 code for a protein of 317 amino acids. The transcript has 2 exons.
ACGUGCCGCGACAGGCCCCUUGAAGUCUGGAGCGCAACUCCCGUACAUCACGAUGCAUUGCGCACAGUCGCACACCACCCCAAGAAUGCGGAGGGAGGAACAGCCCUGGCCAGGGAUGCCAGAUGAUUUCAACCCGGUGGAUCGCAAGUCGUGGGCGGUGUCACUGAUUCAGGUACCGCUCGAUUGAUGCUAAUCAAUACUUCGGAACAACUGCUCGGCGGCCCGGAGAAAUCCCGUCUUCUGGCACCAUCACCGUCGCCAUAUCUAGUCUCCGUCGUGCCCGCAUUCCUCCUCUACCAUCAUUGAGUUUCCACCCUUGAACUCUCGACACGAGUUGGUAGAGGCUCGGGUGCAGCCCGCUAUCGCAGGAUAUGAACAAUGCGUUCGGCGUAGCAUGGCGCGUUCCAUGCCCGGGGCUUUGUCCCUCCAACUUGCUCCCGUCGAAACCCACGUCGCUCCGUUUACUCAGCUGCGUCUCUUCCUCUACACGAGCAUCGGUUAAUGUACCCAGGCGCCCCUUCAGCUUUUCGAGCCCGUUGCCAUUUUUGCACCGUCCCCCUUCGCCUCGCGGAUCGAUUCAAUCGCCAUUCUCGCUCUCCCUCGCUCGCUCGUUCGCAAACUCCGGCUCUCUCCGUGCUCAGUCGGCCCCGCCGCGGGAAGAUGGUAUCAAGCCCCGUGCUGAGCCAUUUUCGCAGGCUGAGAUCAAUGCGAUCUUUGGUCCCGGCGCAAGGGUGUCCCUCCACAUGGGAAAUCGUGUGCUUGCUGUACUGCACGGCAGACGUCUCAAUGGCACUCCAGAGCUAGAUCUUCCUAAGGAUAUCACAUCGGCCGUCCGCGGACCCAAUCGCGACAAAGCCUUGGAGUGGCUUCGCGAACACUAUCCACUCGAUGAGGAUGCAGCUAUACUUUCCCGAUUUGAAAGAGAGGCGCGUGAGGAGGAAGAAAAACUCAUUCGACGCGCUGAGAGCUUAGGUCUCUACAAGCCUCAGAGUGGCUCCUUUGGGGCAGAACUGGGAGACUCCAAUGACCCAUCCGGCCGAAGUAUCUUACAAGAGACCAGACAGCGGAACGAGGCGAGGAUUUUGGCAGAGGAAGAAGAGCGACGUCAAAAAUGGCUCGAGGGCGAGGAACAGGAACGUGAGAAGAUGCAGCAAAUGGUCAAACGCAACACGGAUCUUCAACUAUACGAAGACUCAACGGCCUUGGAAGCCCGCCCGCGUGCAGAUCCAUCUCAGCGUCCUCUCCUCGCAUGGAUACAGAAGCAUCACCUCCGAGCAACAGACUGGGAUAUGGAUAUCUCCCAUGUCACCACCGUAAGUCGCUAAUCUGUGGCCUCACGUCGAUAUUCACGAAUACUAACCUCUUUUCCUAUCGUGUAUAGAGCAGUCGGUUGCUUCCGGCUCU